This is a messenger RNA of Myzus persicae (green peach aphid), 2376 nucleotides long. RefSeq lists its product as uncharacterized. The record is from RefSeq and is a predicted model, not a curated record. Lineage: Eukaryota; Metazoa; Arthropoda; Insecta; Hemiptera; Aphididae. Bases 224 to 2089 code for a protein of 621 amino acids. The transcript is spliced from 4 exons.
UUAUAAGUAUAAAUUGAGAUAGUAUUAUUGCCAGGUCUUGUAAUGCUCAGUAGUUCUCUAGGGGCACAGAUCGGUGUAACGACUACUUCGAGUAGGGACAAGUCUGUCUAAUUUGUUCUCACGCAAAUUUUACUACACAAUAAACCACAUGCCACCCAGAGCGACUAAAUCAUUUUUUUGAUGAACAAUAUCUUGAUAAAUACAACAAUCGUAUAGCGUCGCCAUGGCUGAUUACAAAAAGCUUAUCAAAAAUAAAUACCAUUUGAACCACAAAUCUAUGAAUGGACUGCUAUUACUUAUAUACAUAAUGGUUCUAAUGUUAGUACAACAUAGUACUGCGCAGGAAACGGGGUCAAGCAAUACCAGUUGCAAGGAUACAUUAACAUGCACCAAAUGUACAAUCAAAGCUCAGUGUGUAUGGUCAUUAGAUCAACAGGCGUGUGUAAGCAACACUAGUUUAAAGAAUUCAAGUUUGAUAGUCCACAGUGAAGAGAAAUGUCCACGGUUUUUGGUAUCAAGUAAACGUGAAUAUAAUAAUGAAUUUAGUUUUUUGAAAUACACUGUUAAGAUAUUGAACGAUUCAGUAGGUUUCAUUGAUUUUCUUAACAAAAAUAAUUUUACUUGCAAUUCUUCAUCGAUAGAUGUUCAUACUGAGAUAAAUAACAACGAAAUAGUAUGUUCAACACAAGUUAAGAAAUCAUACUUCACAGAUAACAAGAAGAAGUCAUUUACUGCAUUUAUUUAUGUUAAGUUUAAUGGUGUAAUACUGUGGUUGGACAACAUUUCUGAUCAUUAUGCAACAAUUUAUGAACGCCCGUGUGUCGAGAACGUUAAGGACGCAGAUUGUGCGACUUGCACGUGGAAUGAUGAUGGUUUCUCACACUACGUUAGAUUGUGUUCAGCCGAAAACACCUGUGAGGGUCACAACGAGUUGUAUAUGAUGCACAACGGUAUUGGUCAAUUCUGGAAUUUUACUUCCCAAAAAGUCAAGGGUAGAUGUGCAGAAAUAAACGUGACAUCCGUCGUUCCUCUAUCUGGGUCACUAACCGCUGACACGGAAAUAAAGAUCACAGUGAAGAACCACUAUAUAUUUUCGAAGAACCAACACUCAAAUGUAACAGUGGCGGGAAAGGUUUGUAAGCAAAUCUGGUGGACAGGAACCGAUACGAUCACUUGCAUCAUGUCACCACCGCCCGACGAUACAUAUGAUGAACCACCGUCCGGUCCGGUCUCAGUUAUGUACAAAUCAGAUAAAGGUGAGUUGAAUGUCGAGUCAUCGCAAACAUUCCAGUUUGACGUCGGUACUACGUGUGGCAAACCUCGUCCAAAGCUUGUCUCCACGCAAGAAUUGUAUGGCAUAGAGCGGGGUGACACUAACGUGACGUUGAACGGCUUUCGGUUCUUCAAACCUUGCAUUGCAUCCCAGGCCCGAAUGUUCGUCAAGCUGCCGAACGGUACCAUGCAGUUCGCGUCCAAUAAUUGCGAUACACCGACCAAUGACAAUUACAUGGUCUGUCGAACACCAAAAUUGAACAUUACCAACGAUUUCUUCGGAAAUGCGACUAAUAUUACACAGGCGUUGAACUUCGGACUGGAAGUGAUGAACUUUGUUGGGAAUAAUUCACUGAUCGUGAAUGGUUCAUUGACCAGCUAUUACCAUAUCUUGGACGGUUAUCACGGCUAUCAGCUAGAGGGAUUCGAAUUGAAACCAAAUGAUUUGGUGGUUGUCUACGGUAACCACUUGCAGCACAUGCACAAUGACAUCCUGAUACAAUUCCAAGAGUCAAAAGUUAUGAAAUGCAAUGUCACCAUAGCCGAAGAACAUAGUUUUCAGUGCAAGCUAAACGCAUCCGUCAGCUCUUCAAAUGUGAUGUUUGUCAAUAUUGCCGGUUUGUUGACGAUCAAAGUUAACAGACGCCUUGGCAAUAUAACUAAUUUGAUCUGGCUUAUCGUGAUGCUGUUGACGGCGAUUGUUUCAGCCUUAGCUUGUAUGUAUCUGUUUAAUAGAUGGUCUGACGCAAAUAAAACAGUACAUAACCAUCAUCCUUUGAAUUUGGUAGACCUGGACACACAGACAGCGCUAUUAUAGUGUUAAUUAUUGUUAAUUAUAAUUUAUUUAAAAAUAAAAUUAAUACUGGUAAGAUAAUAGCAAUUAGAUUAACUAUUACCUACCUAGUUUAUUUUAUAUUUUGUUAGUUUUUUCUGUUCUACUAUUAGUAUCAUAUAUUUUGUAUCAUCCACUGUUCGAAAUACUUCAUAAGUUAAUGUGUAUUUAUUAUUUAUCUGUUGCAAUAUAACAACAUUUUGAACAUUUUAUCUUCAACACAACAAACAUAUCAUCAUGGUGACCCAAAAUAAACAUUUUUUCCCCCUAGA